UCCUUUUUUACGCACUUGUAUCGUAAUGUACUAUUAGAAUUUGUAUGUCGGUAGGCAUAGCACACUGCAGUCUUAAACACCAGUCUGCACAACCAGGUUAAUCAACCACCUUGUCACCUAAUUUGCGGUAAGGAAUCCAAAGAUUUCAAAGGCUUGAGAAAUGAAACUAUUUAACACUUGUACUUUAUUACUAUACUUAAUAGCAAUUAUCGGUUGCUUUUCUGUCGAAAUUUUCGUAGGUCGUGCUCGGCGGUAAUGAAAAAUGCGAGGGGCGGAGCCCGCAACCGCAGCUCCGCGGGUUUAUAUAGACGGAGCCCUACACCCUGCCGCCAUUGCCAGGCUGAUCACUCACUUUGGCCAAAAUGUGGAGAAUUAUUUGCAUAUCGUUGUUAGCGUGGUUCCUGCUGGUAACGAACGUGGUUAGCCAAGAGUACCUGCCGCCCAAGCCUGGUGGUGGCAAGAAGCCUGCUGCCGAACCUACCUUACCAGCGAACUACGAUUUCUCAUACAACGUAGAAGACACCGGCGUCAGCUUAGACUUCGGGCACAAUGAGAAGCGAAAAGACGACCGCGCUACCGGCUCGUACCAUGUUCUACUACCGGACGGUCGCAUGCAGUUGGUCGAGUACGAGGCCGGCCCUGAUGGAUACAAGCCACAGGUAAUGUACAUGGGCACAGCGACGUACCCGGCGCCGGCGCCGGCGGACAAGUUCGACGGCUACCACUACAACGCGGCGUCCAACCGCCAGAGCGUGCGCCAGGCCGCGCCGCGCCAGCCCACGCGCGCGCCGCCGCCGCCUCGCCGCCGCCGCUGCCGCCCCCGCCAACGCCACGGAAUAGACCGAGUAACACUUAGGGUCAGUUGCAUCAACCAGUUAACAGACACAUCAACGUUUAGAAGCAGAAGCCUGUGGAGAUACAAAAAAAUUCGCGAUCGCUUAUUUCGGUGACCGAAGGUUUGUUGCAACCGACCCUUUGUUACGUAUCAGAGAGUUCGACGCUUCCGGAUGCCAGAGCAUGAGUCAGGCCACCCGCGUUUCUGUCAACUAUAGCUUGCAGCUGCCCCCGCUAAUGCCACGGAACAAACUAGGCAACUCUUCGCAGGAUUAUCAGACGAGACGACAACAACAAUCUACAAUGCUUCCAACCGCCAAAUAUUUCCAAAAAAAUCUGUGAAUAAAUUGGGCAGAUUCGGAUUUAUUUCUACUGUACAAAAAUCUUCAUAUUGUAAACAGCUAAUAGCUAAUAUUAUGUGAAAACUGAUCUCUAUUCUUUGCCUGAAAUUGUGAAAUCUACACGACUUGAAUUACUACGAAAGACGUGGCUGCGUCAAGUUUAGAACGUCCGGUUCGAAGGACCAUUAAAUUUACGUCUGCAAAGUUCAUGAUUAGUUUUAUAACUCAUAUAGAAAACACUUUUGUUGCCAUUUUGUUGAGUAUUUCUUACUCAACGUUCGACAUAAAAUUGUAGAAAACAAACGGUGGCGCAAUUUGCUUUCAACUGCCUCAUUUUUAACCCAAAUUGUUUUCCGGUUUAAGGAAAACAAUUAUGUGUAUGUGUAGGUAUUACAUAUGGAAAAAAAUAACUUCUACUAUUUUAUGUCUAUAUCGUAUCAACCUCAUUGCCACUUCUCAACGGCGAUGAAUAAUUAAUUAAUUAUCGAAAACGACAAUUUUCAUUUCCAAUCUACCAAUUAAUUAUGUCCUAGUCAAGGAACAAUUCAAGGUAGCGAAGCACUGUUCCAAUUGACUGGAUAUAACCAUGAUGAUAAUUGUUGAUUUUACUAAUUAUGUAAAGCUAUUUAUUUUAUUAUGCAUGGGAAAAUGUAAAAAAAAUAGGAGGAAUGUUUAAAGAAUUAAAAGUAAUAGAAAUACGAAAUUUUAUUUUUAUUACAAACAUCUACAUAAAUACUAUGACACUCACACUAUUAUUAAUUCAAAUAUCAUAAUUUAAUUGAACACAAUAAUUUAAAAAAAUCAACUACCUACUCUGGAAUGUUUGUAAGCUUAUUACGAUGUUAAUCUAAAUUAAAUAAAUAAGUAUUAAACGGCAUCAAUACGAAUACCUAAACUAUUUGACUAACUAUUAUUAAGCAGUCAUCUAAGCUAAAAUAAGGCAUUUAUACUUUCAACUUACAGCCUGAAACACGUCAUUUUAGUUUAGUCGACUGUACACAUGUUAAUAAACCUUUGUGUUUUAAUAAGAAGAAUUCGAUUUAACAAGGAUCUAUUAUUUACCUAUGUUAUGAUAACACUAGAAGUAUGUACAAUUCACAAUCACAACACCGUCAUCAGAACAUCUUAAAACAAAAUUAGGUACUGCACACAUAUUUAAUUGCCACUAUGUGGCGAUGGAAUAAAAUAUGUAAACGGAAUGGUGGCCGCUCACAGAUGUAAGAGCGCUUGGCAUCCGAUAGCUCGUUGCGUGGACGACAUCCGGAAAAUUGCGGGUCACAAACUGGAUGAGACUAGCUCAGGACCGGGACAAGUGGCGUAGUAUAUUAGAAGAGAGGCUUAUGCUCAGCAGUGGGCGAUAAAGGGCUGAUAUGA
Molecule: messenger RNA, 2549 nt
Organism: Leguminivora glycinivorella
Lineage: Eukaryota; Metazoa; Arthropoda; Insecta; Lepidoptera; Tortricidae
Gene: CPR139
Exons: 4
Coding region: 363-950 (195 amino acids)
Cellular component (GO): extracellular matrix
Source: RefSeq, a predicted model, not a curated record